Messenger RNA from Malassezia restricta, 2460 nucleotides. Its product is annotated as para-aminobenzoate (PABA) synthase. The record is from RefSeq and is a predicted model, not a curated record. NCBI's taxonomy places the organism in Eukaryota, Fungi, Basidiomycota, Malasseziomycetes, Malasseziales, Malasseziaceae. Gene Ontology annotation, biological process: L-tryptophan biosynthetic process. Bases 1 to 2460 code for a protein of 819 amino acids. The transcript has a single exon.
AUGAAUGCGCCUGAUGGUUUGCCGCGUAUUGUGAUUGUAGACCACUAUGAUUCUUAUACGCGCAACCUAAUUCCGUUGAUUGCAUCGUGCUUUGAUCCGCCACCGGAUCCGGAGCUCCUUGCUCGCCGUGUGACGGUGAUUCCCCACACAUUGCCGGUCUUAUCGCCGCUAGCGUUUCGCGAGCGCCUCUUGACCCAUGUCGAUGCCCUGAUCCUAUCUCCUGGACCAGGUACAUCAGACAAUGAGGUGGAUUUCGGGCAGGCAGCUGCAUUGCUGCAAUCGCCGGAGCUUGAGCAUAUACCGAUCCUUGGUGUGUGUUUGGGCCACCAGGGCAUAGCUACGACGGCUGGUGCCAAAAUUGUACAGCUGGCUGCUCCGUUUCAUGGAAGAACACGAGAGCUCAUCAUGGAUUCCAAUUCACUCAGUGAAAAUGGACAGAAGAGUAUCGUGAGCGGUAUUCCUGAGGGCACCGCGGUCAUUUGUUACAACAGCCUGUGUGUGGACGAGUCGACUCUUCCAUCGACACUGCGAGUGGUCGCACGCUCUCGCCUAAGUCCAAAUGAGACCAUGGUGCAGGCAAUAGAACAUACGAAGCGGCCCCUGUACGGCGUCCAAUUCCACCCAGAGAGUAUCGAAACCAAUGGCGGCACAUUGGUGAUGCAAAACUUUCUGCACAAUGUAGCCCACUUUUGGGCUCGGCAUGAUCAAGCACGUGUUGAAGCGUGGAAGGACGCGAUGCACACCUGCUUGCCGCCAGAUAUUGUGGCUCUAGGAAGUGCGUGCCUAGCGCUUGGCAAACAAAUACAUGUGCCACGUCGCCGCUGGCGUGUGUUCGAGAAAGCUCUCACAAGCUGUACCAGUUUGCCUGAUAAGCUGGCGUACGAUGCGCCGGCACUCUUUGAGAAGCUUUUUCGUCGAGAUGAGCCUGGCGCGGUGUGGCUUGACAGUGCCAAUCCCCGAGACCCCCAAAGCCACGUGUCUAUACAGAGUCGUGCGACAUGCAUCAUGACAUAUGAUAUGGACGGUGUGCUUCGCGUGCACCAGCCGAAUGUCGUGCGACGCAUAGACAUGCAUCCACACCAGACGUUAUGGGACUGGAUGGAGGACGCGCAGCGCACGAUGCAGGCCCAGGUACAUCCCAUGUCGCCCAAUGCCCAUACCCAAUUUCGCACGGGCUUUGUGGGAUACUGGGGCUACGAGCUGAAAGACGAGUCACUCGGACUUGCAUCACUAUCGUCAAAACGAUAUGAGCCGCAUUCAGGCACGGGUUUUGAUCGUACGAAGCUGCCCGCUGCUCAAUGGGCUUUUUGUGACCAUGCACUGUGUUUGGACCAUGCAACAAAUACAUGGAUGGCGUAUGCUCUGGUGGACGAAGGCGGCGAUACAUGCGGUCCACUAGCGGAGCUUGAGACGCAUGGUGUGCGAUUGGGCAUGCCGGCCGCUGAGGCUGAGGCAUGGCUCACGCAAGCGCAGCGUGCCGUCGACUCUCUUCAACGCAUGGCCGAUGUGCCACCCGCAUCACUGAAGGUGCACACGGUGGAUGAUGCCGAAGUCUACAAGGACCGUAUUGAAGCGUGCAGGCGCUAUAUUGCGAGUGGCGAAAGCUACGAGCUCUGUCUCACCACGCAAUUUGAGGGCACACUACCCUUUUCUCCCUCGUACGCGUCGUACUUCUCCCUGUACUGUGCCUUGCGCCAGAAAAACCCAGCUCCCUUUUCGGCCUACGUGGAACUCGUAUCAUGUGACGGAUCCACGCCGCAAGCCAUUUUGUCCACCAGUCCUGAACGCUUCCUCACUGUGUCAGACGCCGGUGCUGUGGAAAUGCGGCCCAUCAAAGGCACGAAGGUGCGUCCUGGAUGGGGCGAGGACGAGUCGGAUUGGUUCGAAAAAGCGAGGCACGACGCAUCUAUGCAAGCCUACAUGGUGGCAGAAGACGAGAGUCGGAAGCAAGCAUUGCACAUGGACCCUAAAGAGCGUGCUGAGAACCUCAUGAUUGCCGACCUAAUUCGAGCAGAUUUACAGGCAGUCUGCUACCCGGGCUCCGUCGCCGUGCCACGCCUUAUUGCCUUGGAGACCUACGAGACGGUGCACCAGCUUGUCACGUCGGUGACGGGGCAGCUGCGCCCUGGCAUUGGAUGUGUCGAGGCAGCUAAACGGUGCUUCCCGCCGGGCAGCAUGACGGGUGCGCCAAAGCGCCGCAGUGUCGAACUUAUUGAGACGUUGGAACGAACGUCGCAUGCGCCCCAAGGCACAACGCGUCGCCGCGGCGUGUACUCUGGUGCCUUGGGCUUUAUGGGUGUAGACGGCGCAUCCAAUCUCUCAGUUGUCAUUCGCACCGUCACGGUACAGAACGAUCAUGCAUUGGUCGGCGCUGGUGGUGCCGUGACCUUUUUAUCUACACUCGAUGGCGAAUGGAGCGAAGUCAUGACUAAGCUAGGGUCGGUAGCUGCACUCGCAUAG